Molecule: messenger RNA, 720 nt
Organism: Dichotomopilus funicola
Lineage: Eukaryota; Fungi; Ascomycota; Sordariomycetes; Sordariales; Chaetomiaceae
Product: amidase signature domain-containing protein
Exons: 5
Coding region: 1-720 (239 amino acids)
Source: RefSeq, a predicted model, not a curated record
AUGGCUUCCGCUACGGUGCGCGUGCUCGCGAGAGGCUCAUACUACGUUCAUCCCCAAGAAGUGGGCCGCCUCAUCAACACCGUCGGCACCGCUGCGAACAGUGAGCACUGGACCCCCGCCGUGCUGCUCUCUGUCCAAGAUUCUGGGUUUGCCUCGGAACAUGCUCAAAUGGCCCUGGACGACUUUGUGCGCCGGGAUGAUGUUUUCUGCGACGACUUUACCUCAGCCGUCAUACUGCAACCCAGUCCGGGCGUAGACAUUGCGCCCGCCCUCGCCCACGAUUCUCUGGCUCAGGGACCCUACUUCAUUCACGGCAAGUCGAUCCAUCAGGCCUGGAAGCUCUAUGAAGAUGAGCUCGGCGCCUUUGUCGUCCCUGUCAUGGCCGAUGAUGUCGUCAACCCAACCAGAGCCUACAAUGAGCUCUACCCACCCCGUACGUCCUCCGCAGACUACGUCACCAAGCUCACGCAACUGGGUGCUAUCAUUGUGGGAAAAACCAAGAUGUCUGCCUUUGCAUCUGCAGAGGAGCCAACUGAUCAGUGGGUUGACUACCACUGCCCCUUCAACCCAAGGGGUGAUACGUAUCAGACUCCGUCGUGCAGUUCCACUGGCGCUGCAUCCGGCAGUAUACGUCUUCCUGCGGCCUUCAAUGGCCUUUUCGGUCUCAGGACCUCGUACGGUAUUGCCUCCAGACAAGGUAUCGUCCCGAGCUGCAAGUAA